Diatraea saccharalis (sugarcane borer) is the source of this 348-nucleotide messenger RNA. Lineage: Eukaryota; Metazoa; Arthropoda; Insecta; Lepidoptera; Crambidae. The record is from the annotation of a GenBank genome assembly.
AUGAUAUUUCAGGAACUGGAAGCGGUUGGCGCUGCCACCACAGUAAUAUAUACAAUGGAUGCGACCUUAUAUUGCCUUAUGUUAAUGACAUCUGUACGAGCUGGUCAAAACUUGCAAAAUUCAUGGACAACAUUAAAAACAUCACUGGCAAAAUUACAAACUGUUUUAAUCACUUAUCCUGAUAUCACAGAAAAUAAAGCAAUACAUGACCUGGUGCGUAUGGUGCACUUGGAACCACUUCAAGCACAACUGAUGACCAUGCCUCUGAAGAUGUCGCUGAUACCAGCCGCAGUAUCAAUGGUUGUUACCUACAUCAUCGUCUUGUUGCAGUUGAAAAAAGUUAUCUAA